Molecule: messenger RNA, 330 nt
Organism: Protopolystoma xenopodis
Lineage: Eukaryota; Metazoa; Platyhelminthes; Monogenea; Polystomatidea; Polystomatidae
Source: the annotation of a GenBank genome assembly
AUGUGUUGGUUACAUCAGGCAUGCCGUAAACCUUCGAGAAGGCCGUCUGGAAAUGCCGCGAACCAACGCUCAACAGACAUGGCUACCCAACCUCUUCCAUUUGGUGUAGAUACCAAAAAGAUCAAACUGCCUCUGCUGGAAAUUGGCGAUAUCUUCUUUGCAUGCUCGCAAUGUCACUCCUCUUCUGGGUCUUCAGCAUCGAGUUGUUGCUGUGGUCGAGUUCAAAUGGCAGCAGUCUCCAGGCCAAUAAUAGCGUUGCCAGAGCAACAUUUGUCGUCCAGAGUCUGCAAUCCCAUUGACCCUGUUGGGGCCAAUCAGCCGCCAAUGCCU